GUGUGUGUGUGUGUUGAUGUGUGUGAGUGGGUGGGAGAGAGAGAGAGCGUGAGAGAAGAUCUCCAUCACAGGACAUACCUGUAUGGAGGAUACUACCUUGGAUUCAGAAAUGGCUGAGGCGGAACUCCACAAAGAACGGCUCCAAGCCCUGGCGGAGAAACGGAAACGACAAUCAGAGAUCGAGGACAAACGCCAGCAACUGGAUGACUUCGUGCUGCAGCUUCAACAUCUUAGGUCCAAGGCCAUGAGGGAGAGAUGGCUACUGCAGGGAACCCCACAGGACGAGGAGGACAGCCAGAGGAGGCAGGUCGAACAGGACGAGCGCCACGCCAAGCAGCUGGAGGAAGCUGUUCACAGACUGGAGUCGGAGAUCAGCUUGCUGGAGAGUGAGGAAUCCCAAAUCUCUGCCAAGGAACAAGUCCUGCGAGAGCGGCUGCGGGAGACGGAGAGAUCGAUCGAAGAUCUACAGAAAAGUCUCCAAUACCAAGAUGGAGAUGCGGUGAAUUACGUGCGUUCCCAGAUUCCCAGCCUCCCUGAGCUGAACUCCAAAGCGUCGGCCACAGCUCCGGGGAACGAGCAGCUCACAAGGAAACCUGCGUUGUACGCCAUGGAGAUCAGCGUGGAGAAAGACAAGAAGACGGGCGGCACCAGGAUCCUCUCGGCCUCGCCGGUCAGCCCCGAGGACGCGCAGCCCCAGCGCGGGGUCAAGGUCUUCGACGACGGCCACAAGGUGAUCUACGAGGUGCGCUCGGGCGCCUCCACCACCCUGGAGAACGGCGUGCACGCCUGGAACGCCUCCGACGUGGACGAGCUCAUGCAGCGCGUCGGCCAGACCCAUCACCGCGGCGACGCCGGCAGCGUCAUGGUCACGCCCGCCGAGCCCGAGGUCCCGCCGCCAGGGCUGAGCGAACUGACCACGCGCCAGGAGGUCAAGCCGGACGCGGGCGAGACGGGCGAGACGGGCGAGACGGGCACCGGCGCGAGCCAGCCGCAGCUCCAGCACGAGGUCACGGAGAUGCCCGAGGCCACCUCGGAGAAGCCGGUCACCAUGAUCUUCAUGGGCUACCACAGCGUGGUGGACGAGGACGAGACCAAGAAGCUGCUGGGCUUCGACGGCACCAUCAAGGCCGAGAUCGUCCUCAUCGACGAGGACGACGAGAAGUCGCUGCGCGAGAAGACGGUCACCGACGUCUCCACCGUGGACGGCAACGCGGCCGACCUGGUGUCCGGCCGCCCGCUCUCCGACAGCACUGAACUCUCCUCGGAGGGCAAGGAGGAGAGCGCGGCCACCAAGGACCUCCCCGCCACAGCAGGGUCAGUGCUGCGUGCUGGGAUGCCAUCUGCAGGGAACGGGACACUGCAUGGGCUGAAAUCCUCCAAACCCCCAGAGGAUGACAGUGAGCUGAAGAGAGAGAGGAACCUAAAGAGUGUCAGUUUCUUAGACUCUGUAAGCGUGAUAUCUGGAGGCAAGGACAACAUGGAGCUGGAGACCCAGAACGAGAGCCAAAACUGCCACAGCGGCGCAGGCCAGAAUGGCACGGCUCACCAGGGCCAAAGCAUGGACACGGAGGUCGCUCAGGAGAUCCGUUACCUUGACGAAGUCCUCGAGGCAAACUGUUGUGACCCUGCGGUUGACAUGACCUCGAACGGAACCUCUUCCCCCGAGCCGCGAACGAUCAAUAUUGACGGCAGCGGGCCCUCGGUUGAAGUAUCUGAUGGGUCCCCACCAACUAAUCAUGGGGUUGUAGUGGAGAGAAGAAUGCAGACGACUUUUGUGAGUGAAGACAGGGACAGCACCAAACCAAAUGGGCACUCAGCUACAGUCACUCAGGAUGACAAGAUGCUCGGGAAGCAGCCGCUGACGACCAUCAAAAAAGAAGCACGCUUCGAGCUGCGCAGUUUCCAGGAGGAGAAGAAGCCGUCAAAGCUCUUCGACGCCCCGGCGGAGAAGGAGAUCCGCGUGAAGAAGGUCCGGCCGUCCGAGGAGGUCGCAGAGCUCGAGAAGGAGCGCCUGGAGCUGAUCCGCGGCCAGGCGGUCAAGAAGAAUCCGGGGAUCGCCGCCAAGUGGUGGAACCCUCCUCAGGAGAGGACCCUGGAGGAGGAACUGGACCCGGAAAAGCUGGAGUCACACAGGAAGUACGAGGAGAGGAAGCAGAGGAAGAUGGAGUCCGGCCGCGGCACACAGUCAUCCCCAAACCCGACUGCCCCGAGCCCAACGUCCUCCUACACCCCUCCGCCAGAGCCCGUGAACAAAGAGGACAUCGUGACAGCGCAGGUGGACUUCUCGGCGGCCCGGAAGCAGUUUCUGCAGAUGGAGCACACGAAGCAGCCGGCCGCAGGCCCGAAGCGAGGAGUCGCUCCGCAGUUGUACUCCGCCAAACCGUUCUCCCGAGUGUCGGAGGUCACGCACGUGGAAAGGCCCGGAGGUUACGUCACCAUCACCAGCCAGGGGUUGCACGGGGGUUGCCUGGACGACCGCUGCGACGUGACGACGGUAAAAACCGAGAGGGUUUUCUGCAGCCCGGGAGAUUCGCCCUCGCAAAGCCUGGCGGAAAACGAGAGAAAGGACAGUGUGAAGGUUUGGAAUGAGGAAAGCGACUUCACCUGUGCCCACGCCGUCAUGACUUUGGUGAAGGAUGAGGAGCCCGACAUGUUCCAAGUGCAGCGAUCUUCGAACAGCUCCUACCACCCGGAGGAGAUCGACUCGGGGCUGGACGACCUGUCCGUGCGUUCACAGGACACGACCGUUCUGGAGACUCUGUCCAACGACUUCAGCAUGGACAACGUGAGCGACAGUGGAGCAUCUAACGAGACCAUGAGUGCCUACCUGGAGAACUCCCUGGGAGACUACUCCUUCCCCUCCACCCCGAUGGCCACCACGCCCAUCAAUGGGAAGUCGGAGAAGGCCGCCAAAUCGCCAGACAGCCACAACAGCGGCUCUCUCUCUUACCAGGCGGACAGCCUGACCGAAGAGGAGCUGGAGUACCACGCCGGAGUCCUGGUGCAGUCGGCCAUCCAACAGGCUAUCGCCCAGCAGAGCGACGAAUGGGAGCCGAGACGGGCCACCCAGCAGUCGUCCCCGAUCCCAGAGCGACGCGUCGAGGUGGUGGAUCCAGCUCCGCCACCGCGGGAAGCUCCAGUCUCUCCUGUGCCUGCGCCCUCCGCUUCUCCCAGAGUGCCAACCCCCGUGCAGGAGAAGAGGACGGCAGCCCCCUCUCCUACCAUCACCGUCCAGUCUCCAGUUGCACCUAGUGCCCCCAGAGUCUCCAGCAUGCCUAGCAGCCCUACUCCUGCUCCUACUCCUGCUGCUGCUCCUGCUCAUGCUCCUGCUCCUGCUCCUGCUCAUGCUCCUGGUCCAACACACGUGGGCCCAUACAGACCGCCCAGUCCCUCUCCACCUCCCAGCCAGAAGCAGGAGUUCAGCUACUUCAACAAGUACUCCGAGGCUCCUUCUGCUGGUCCGGCACACGUGGGGCCGUACAAGCCGCCGAGUCCCUCCCCGCCUCCCAGCGAGAAGCAGGAGUUCAGCUACUUCAGCAAGUACUCCGAGGCCGCCGAGUUGAGGAGCACGGCGUCCGUGAUGAAGAACCAGGACGCGGAGGUGACCGCGGGCCCCUUCAAGCUGCGUUCCCGCAAGCAGCGGACCCUGUCCAUGAUCGAGGAGGAGAUCCGAGCUGCCCAGGAGAGGGAGGAGGAGCUGAAGAGGCAACGCCAGACGCAGUGCGUCCGACCCCAACCUGCACCAAGCCACAAGCAGAAGACCAACAGCCUCCCCGCCAAAUUAGUUCUCCCAGGAAAGACAGCACCAGGGAAGAUUGAGAAGAUUCGCCCGGCCCCUCCUGUUUCUCCCUGUUCCUCCGAGGGGCCUCUCCCCCCGUCGCCCCUCUCCGAUCUGGGCAGCGAUGACUCUGGGGGCAGCGGGCGCCCCAAGAACCUCAUGCAGACCCUGAUGGAGGACUUUGAGAGCCACAAGGUUAAACGCAGAGAGAAAGUGGAGGACAACAGCGUGCUGGAGGCUACUCGGGUGACCCGCCGAAAAAGCAACAUGGCGCUGAAAUGGGAGGCCGGGAUGUACGCCAACUUGGAAGAUGGCGAGGAGGAAGAGGAGGAGUAAACACAGCGUCCCCCCCCCCCCCCCCCACACACACACACACACACACACAGAUGCACACACACACACCCCACACACACACACCCAAAUCACCCACACCCAUGCACCCCCAACAUGCGAGCCUGAACUAAUUAAAAUUGGGGGUCAUCUGUGGAAGACAACCACAUUGUAUUUAUUGAAGUGAAGGAUGGGGGCUUCAUAUCACAGGAGAAAAUCACCGAUGCUGAUGGUUGAAGUUGGACAAAGGGGUCACUUGCUGGCUUGGCGGUCGGACCAGCAUCCCGGGGGGAACGUAACGAGAGCCCCUAUUUACCUUCUAGCAGGAUCACUUCCUUUUAUUGCUUCAGAAUUCCGUUUGCGAUUUUCUACUUUCUACUUUUGGAAGUGUGUGCAGUAUGGGGGAAUGUGUUCCUCUGAGCAUGGGACAUUGGGCUUUGGGUCGUACGCUUGUUGCUUUGGAGCUUUGAAGACAUUUUUAAGAUGAAAUGGAUACAAACCUGCCUGUUUAGUCAACAAGAGGUCUUUUUUUUAAAGGACUGGUUGCUAUCAAACGCUUUUGGGAUUUCCAUGAAAACUGAAGAAGUGUGUCCUGUUUCUUUUUUGUCUUUUUUGGGCCUGAAGUGUUGGAGGUUUAAUCAACAUGGAAUAUCCUAUGUAUUUAAUUUCACACUACCCCAUUAGCUUUAAGAAGCUAUACGUCAAGUAUCGAUUCGCUUAGCACAUUUCUACUGAACCAAAAGGACUAUUAUACAUUAACAUUGAUAAUCAUUUUUAUAUACAUGUUGAAACUGUUGCUGCAGUUCUGCUUUCCGUUUUCCACCGCAUUGUUAGAAUAGAGUAUCUACAGGUUAAGUUAGACUUAAAGGAGCAAAACGCAUGAAUUCGCUGCAACAUAUAAAUAAGCAAACGCAGUACAGUAGCACCUGGCCUAUGACAGCAAGGCCUUUGGAAGCAGCCGCUCAGUUCAGUCAAACCAAUUUCUCCGCAUGUGAGAGGAAUUUUGGAGGUUGGAGCCUACGGGAGGGAAAUGCCUUUCUGCAGCUGUGCCAUUCUCUAUUCACUCCUCGCAGGAAAUGAGAGAGUGAUCACAAAAAGAGAAACAGGAUGUUGAUUGGUUAUGGUCAUGGAUCCAAGCAGAAGGGACUACCUGCUGUUUAUGCGACAUACUUUAAACAAUGCACUUGACAGUUUUAAGGGUGAGGAGCUUCUACUAUUAGUUCAGUGUUUUUCAGGGGUACGUCGUAAUUUGUCAUUUGUCAGUGAAGUUUAGACAAUCAAAGCAUGCUUUCAGUUUUAUUUGAAUGAUUACAAUGUCUACCACGAAAUGUCAGUAUUAUUAUGAGACUGGCAUUGGCUACACAAGGCUGUAGCCAAGAACAAACAGACUUGGUCUCAAUGCAAAUGUUUCAGUUAAUGGACUCAUACAGUGAGUCUGCAUUAAACAUAGGAGUUAGAAUUCUUCAUCUGGUGAUAGACCUGACUACCAUUUUUGGGCAACAUUUCAGACCAAGGCUAGUAUUAGCAGACUAGCGAAGACACAUCCAAGAGGCUGUGAGUAGGUGUAAUAGUGCAUAAAGGAUGGCCUUUGUGCCUGCCGUGAGGAGGUGUUGUGGUUAUGGGCAUGUAGGAACCCGGCAGUUUCACUGGGGAACCACCUAGUCAGGGUAGAGAUGUGGCAGCUGUCAGAUGAUUGCAAAUAUAGGAAGAGUGAAAGACAGAAAGAGAAAGGAUAAAAGAGAAAGAGAAAGGAUGAAAGAAAGAGCAAGUGUGCAUGUGGAGUGGGGGGGGGGAUAACAAGCAUUAUUUACAGUACAGUAGCACUUGGAUAGAUAGUGGCAAAAGCUUAAAGGUUCCAGUGUGAAUGGCCUCUUGGUCUGGAGUGGAUAAAUGUACAAACUCUUUAUUGCAGUGUGAUUUUCAUGUCUCCUUUGGUGCAUCCAGAUCAGGGACAGUUCUGAAACCGUGUUGGAAGUGCAAUCUCCCUGUUUUCAGACUGAAGAAAUACGCAUGGUGGACAAUGACAUGAAUUUUUAUUUAGUUUUUUUAUUAUCACACUGUAUUCAGUCACUAGAGUUCUCCCCACACAUGCACAAACAUAGGAAUUCCACUACAUACCCUGAGACAUUCUCCUUUGUAAAAAAAAAGAAAUGCAAGAAUUCCUUUGUCAGUGAGCAUGUGCUAUUAAAUAAAAUGUCUUUUUUAUAUGCAUAUAUAGUAAAUAUAUAUAUCUACUCCAAAAAGUAUUUAAUGGACAGCUGUUAUGGUCCCUUUUAUAGCUAUUCGUUGUAACUUCCAAAUUAGAAUGGCACAUAUUGUAGUGCAUUUCCCUCUUGGGAGGUACUGGUUUUUAUCGUGGCCUUUGAAGUGAGCAAACAUAUUUAGUGUGAUGUUAACACAAAGUUAUUGCGGAUGUGUGAAUGAAAGGUUGUAAACUGAAUUCCUCACACUUCAGUCCAGGAAGAGAAACAUUGUGAGAGUAUUUAGGGAUAAUUCAGCAUUAUUUAAUAGUUGGUUUUGCUCAGAAGGAUAACAUUAUUUUUAAUGAAAGGUAUAUACUGUAUAUAUAUACAGUCUAUAUAAAAAGGUUGAUGACAAUUGCCCUCUUGUCUAUUUGAACUGGCAAAGCAGUUAGGUAAAGAAACAGAUAUGAUUCCUCUGUGUGGACAUAUGAUUUGUACUUGGGUUCUAUGAUGUGGAGAAUGAAUGGUUAACAGUUGCUUUUUUACAAGGAGAUUAUUCUUUUUUAUUUGUGCAGUGAGGACAGUGUACUUGUGGAUGGAAAAUAGUGUUUUUUUGUGAAUGACAGGCAUUUCAGUAUUUGUGUAUGCUUUUAAAACAAACAAACAAACAAACAAACAAACAGUAAUUCUAUCUCCUGCUAACUGUGUGUCUCACAAGAAGACCAGUUAUUAGAAAACAUCAUGCUUUCAUAUUUCCAAAUCAGAAUGCUAAUUUCUUAUUGUUCAUGACGAGCCUUGUGUGUGCUUUACAGAAAUGCAGAGGCAUCGUGCUUAUACUUGUGGCUCCCCUUGCGUGUCCAGUUCUCGUCAUGCUGUAUGUAUUUGACUGGCAUAGCAAGUGGUUUAAAGUAGUGGGGUAUUGCUUUAGUUAUUGUAGAAUACACAAAUAGCACAUUGUAUUUCAAGUAUUUUUGAUAAUUAUUGCUGAAUUGCUCCGUAUUAUAAUACCAUGGAAAUGGAGAAAGAGUGAUGAGGUUUGAUUUAAUUAUUGGCCAAUUAAGAUAAAUCAAGUUCACUGCACUGUGUGUGAUGAUGGGAUUGAACAUUUUUUUUGUUUGUUUCUAGAAAAAGAAUAAGGUUUCAUUGUGCACCCAGUCAACUUGAUUAUGGUGGAAUUAAAUGUUAAUAUGGGUAUAGUAUUACACCAUCAAAUCAAUGGUGCAUUACUGUAAUAUUCUAGACAUCACUGUACAUUUCUGCAGAUCUCAAAUAUGUAAAUGAUAAGGCAGGAUGUACAGUCUAAAGAGACAGACUCAUGGGUGUAUUUAAUCAAUUAGCAUCACACUAGACAAACAGGUGACUGUUGGGCCCCAUGUUGUAAUGAUGGACCUUCAGUGCAAUUUAAUUAAGUACAGUACACAAGUAGACAGGUCAACAGAAAUUGACCCCAGCCAAAAAAAAAAAGAAGCCUUAAGGUUAAGUUGAAAUGCAUCUUAUAACAUGUUCUGCAAUAGUGUGCUGGUGUCCAGACAACGUGAAGCCCAGGAUUGGGGUAAGGAGCUGGAAUCUCAGCACAUGGAUACGUACAGUACAUACGGCAGUAGCCUAUUAGUCCUGGUUAUCGUUCACCUACAGGGAGUGAACAGCAGACUUUAUUCCUCAGAAAAAAGUAGUCCGCAGUCUGCUUUGUAAAUGUAGGACCCUUCACAAAAAAACACACAACACAUGCUUAAAAAAAGGAUGCAAUGCUGCGAUGCUUUUUGUUGUUUAUAGUAAUACCGAAUAUUGCAAAUCCCAGCAUAAUAGCAGGCUUCCUCUGUAAGGGCCCCCUCGCCGUGUGCUGUGUGUUAGGUGGGUCUUUUCACAGGAGAAGAUACCAAAGGAGUACUGAAAAAAGAUACAGUACGGUGGCUGUGAGAGGAUUUUGUUCCCCUGUGUUAAUAUGUUAACCACUUGUAUGUUCAUAUUCUGCUUAUAUUGUUUUAUAAUAAUUACUGUAAGACUCACAGUUAUACACGUACAGUAUAUAAUUAUUUUCUCAUUAAAAACAAAAUGGAUAA
This is a messenger RNA of Sardina pilchardus (European sardine), 8351 nucleotides long. RefSeq names its product PALM2-AKAP2 fusion protein. Bases 83 to 4114 code for a protein of 1343 amino acids. NCBI's taxonomy places the organism in Eukaryota, Metazoa, Chordata, Actinopteri, Clupeiformes, Clupeidae. The record is from RefSeq and is a predicted model, not a curated record. The transcript is spliced from 12 exons. Gene Ontology annotation, cellular component: membrane. Gene Ontology annotation, biological process: regulation of cell shape.